AUGUCUUUAUCAGCAGAAGAGAAAAGACAAAUUUUGCGUGAGCGCAGACAGGCCAAAAUGGCCCAGGGCAAUGCCUCCAACCGUCUUAAUGAGAUUUUGUCGAAUGGUUCAUCGGUGAAAUCUGCCAAAGCAGUGUCAGUGUUGGAUAAAACUGUUCCAGCGUCUGAUUCCGUGGAUGCUACGGCCAAGGCAAGUGGUAAUACCUUCCAGCCAACUCCAAUUGCUUCUAUUGAUCCUGUGGAGUCCAAGCCCGUCACUCCGCUCCAUGGAGACCCCGAGGUGCCAGACAUUUCGAAGCUUUUACAUCAGAAUGAAGCUCCAGAGGAACAGGACAUGGAUGCCAUGUUCCAGAAGAUUUUUGCAUCGGCCGGCGUUAAUGCUGACGAUCCACAGAAUCCACAGGAUGCCAGCGCCAAGUUUUUUGCCGAUUUGAUGAAGGCCGUUUCGGACGAAGAUGGUCAAGGUGCCUCUGGUUUUGGUACCAAGGAGACGAAAGAAGAGACAACGUAUCAGCAGCAGAUGGCGCAGUACCAAUCAUACCAGCAAAGUGCAUGGAAGGCACGGUUCCUCCUUGUUCGUUUCUUGUUGCAUACGUUCAACUUCUUUUACCAUUAUAGACAAUAUGAAGCGUUCCAGGCAUCGUCGUACAGUUACAUCCGGUCUCAGCAGGUGGAUGGGCCAGUGCGUCAGUUUUUCACCUACUUUUUGUCGGUUGAAAUUGCGGUGAUCUCAAGUUAUUUCAUGGUGAUGUCCAAGAACGGUCUUCUCAGAGCGUUUUCCCGCAAUCAUGCCAUUCUGAAGGUGAUUUCGUUAGCUUCAGGUCUCUAUCCGCAAGCACGCCAGAUUCAGCCUUACGUAGACAAUGCAUUGGUGUACUGGAGCGGUUUCAGCAUUCUUUUGAGCGACAUUAUGCUUAUGGUGGUAUACUUUGGUAUAGUCAGCGUUUUGGCCAAGUAG
Molecule: messenger RNA, 957 nt
Organism: Sungouiella intermedia
Lineage: Eukaryota; Fungi; Ascomycota; Pichiomycetes; Serinales; Metschnikowiaceae
Source: the annotation of a GenBank genome assembly